UAAACAUAAACCGAAAUGGGCUGAAGUGCAAGUAGCGAUAGAAAUAAGAAAAGAGAUUUUAAAAGAAAGCCUAUUGAUAGUAAGAAUAAAGUGCAGCAGAAGGAAGCAUCUGAGCCUAAUUUUCUAAAUACUCCUGCUGAGAUAAAGCAAGCUCAGGAUAACCAGUAUACAAACAAUGCCCCUAAAUCGCAAGAAUUAGUUCCUUUGAGACAUAGCAUGUCUGUAUUCCAAAAGGCUCAGGAGGGACCUGUAGCAGCCAAAAAGAAAAAAUCAAUCACAGAAUUCAGUUCUGUACAUGACUCUGAUUCUUAUAUUGACAGCAUAGAAUCUGAUAGCAACAGAUUCAAAAACUCAAUUUCUUCUUCCUCCUUCAGCCCCGAUGAAGAAUCUAGCUCCUAACCCACAUCCUCUAAACCCCCAAUCUGAGCUCUUAAGCCAUAAUCAGU
This is a messenger RNA of Moneuplotes crassus, 446 nucleotides long. NCBI's taxonomy places the organism in Eukaryota, Ciliophora, Spirotrichea, Euplotida, Euplotidae. The record is from the annotation of a GenBank genome assembly.